CAUAUUUGGGACAUGCUGUCACUGGAUGUCAUUGAAAUGGCUCAAAGGGUGCAUAAGUUCACCCUUUGGAGCCUUGCGGCCCAAGACGGGCAGAAAACGCCAGAAAACUCAAACUGGCGGCGAGGCCCAGAUGCCAUCCAUACAAUGUAUUGGGAGUUUCAUCCUGUGGCAGCUAGCCCUGGCAGCCUGGGAUGCUGCCCAGCUCGAAGUGGGCCCUUUGGAUUUGCUGCAGCGGCAUUUGGAGAUCGAAACGCCUGAGAUGCGAAGACUGAAGGCUUCGCCCAUGUUUUGGCUGCACAUCCCCAAGUGCGGCACCAGUUUCUACAACACCCUGGUGCAUCUGCCCGGAAAUUGCCCUGGAUGGCCUGUGAACUUGAGUGUGGGCGAUGAAUUUUUCAGAAAAAACGAUCCAAAAUGCUUUGAAGUAGAAGCUCGAAGAAAGUGUCCUGAGUGGUGUGAUCAGAGACUUCUCCAUUGCGAUGGGCCGCUGACCGACACUCAUGAGCUGUUGGGGCUUGAAAAAUAUCAGACCUACAAGGGAAAAAUUGUGGCGAUUUUUCGGCAGCCGGAGCAACGCUUCCUGUCUUCGUGGUAUGAUGAUGUCGAUCUCUUUCGCGCCGAUCCCUCGACCUGGGUUUGUGGCACGAAUAUCACGCCGGGGUGGCUCAUGGAUAUGGACCAGUUCAAGGCCAGGUGGGGCGGCUCGGCCACCCAGCAGCUGGUGGGCAAGUUCAACGCCACGCAGGCCGAUGUCCCGAUGGCACUGGAGCGCUUGAGGGAAGGCUUGGCCUUCGUGGGUUUGCAAGAAGAGUGGUCACUUUCCAUCUGCCUGUUUCACGCGAAAUUCGGAGGACCCUGUCGCAAACUCGAAUUUCUGGACACCAGACCCGGAAAAAACGUUGCCAGCACAUACGACACAACGAUUUUGAAUGGCUGGGUGGAUGAAAUGGAUCGUCCUGUCUAUGCAGAGGCCAUCAACAUGUUCAAAGCGGAUUUGGAGAAAUUUGGCGUUUCACAUGAAAGCUGUACGGCUUGUUAUGAGGAAGCUGGCUUGGAUUUGACAUCUUAGGUGCAUUUAUGGUCAGCUUCCAAUGUUGGUCUUUUGGGGCCAGGUGUGGGCCAUGCCAAUGGCAUGGCAGAAACAUGGCAUUGAUAUUGCAGCAAAAGUGUGAAAUGCGUGACCACACGGAGGUUCUGAUUGAAUGUUGUAGCUAUGGAGUAUUUUUCCUGAUGAAUUCUAGCAAGCCGGCCGACAUUGUCAGAAAUGAUUGUUGAGGACAUGGUUUCCAUCUGGGGAACUGUUCCAAAAUUGUCUUAAUUUAGUUUCAUGCUAUUGAAAACUGAGCAACAGGAUGCGCAGAGGGUUCAAAAAAGUGUGGCCAAAAAGAUGCCAACCAUUCCAGAAUUACAAAGUGACAGAAUUGUCCUGUGCUGAUCCUGCACCCCAUGCAAGCCAGAGCUCCACAAUAGAUCAACUGAAAACAAAAGAAAUGUGUCGGGCACUUGCGCCCAAAGACCUUAACUAAGCAUGUAUGUCACAUAUGUCAACGAGGGAACUGGCCGGGACAGCAUUUUCCUUAUUUCCUGACUUAUUUCAGCCCGUGAGCUCCUGUCGCAGCAACUUAUGGUCCCAUUCUCAGGCUUUUCUGCUGAACUUAAAGG
Messenger RNA from Cladocopium goreaui, 1662 nucleotides. Lineage: Eukaryota; Dinophyceae; Suessiales; Symbiodiniaceae. The record is from the annotation of a GenBank genome assembly.